Molecule: messenger RNA, 3497 nt
Organism: Hemiscyllium ocellatum (epaulette shark)
Lineage: Eukaryota; Metazoa; Chordata; Chondrichthyes; Orectolobiformes; Hemiscylliidae
Gene: shfl
Product: shiftless antiviral inhibitor of ribosomal frameshifting
Exons: 9
Coding region: 113-1102 (329 amino acids)
Biological process (GO): viral translational frameshifting; innate immune response
Molecular function (GO): ribosome binding; sequence-specific mRNA binding
Source: RefSeq, a predicted model, not a curated record
AUAGUGUAGUCAGGAAAUUGCGUUUUAGGAGGCUGAUGGGGAAGCAAGAAACGGCUCAACUUCAAAAUCCACAGGCUGUUUUUGAGGGAACUGUCAUCCCUUUUUGUCACCAAUGGCUCACGUCCACUUAAAGGACAAGAUUGAGUUGGAGAAGAGUGUGAGGAGGUUUCGAGAGACCUUCCGAGGGAACGUCUCCUUGGAGUUGGCGGUGCUGCUGAUGAACAGGUACCGCAGUGAUUACCGACUGGUGGUGAAACACAUCAUCCUGAUGGCCACUGACCCGGACACUGAUGGUCUAGAUGCUGACGACAGGAGAGAGAUAGAGGCCAGCCCAAUUCUCCAGGAUGUCAUCGAGACGCUCCGAGCUGAAGAAAGGGAAGCGAAGGCGAAGAAAAUGAAGAUCAAGGAGGAUCCUGAUGUAAAGAAAUUGGUCUCGCAGUUGACACAGAUGAACCUGAAGCUGUUUAACCAGGCCAAUGCCAAGCAGAUACCGUGGGUGGAGAAACAGUUUGCGUGCCCACAGUGUGAUCAUUACUGGUGGAGGAGAGUGCCGGAUAGGAAACAGGUCUCCAGGUGUCGGAGGUGUAAGGUGAAGUACAACCCAGUACCGGUUGAUAAAAUGUGGGGCUACGCUGAAUUUCACUGCCAGCGCUGUGGCAACAUCUUUGGGGGCUUUGGACAGAUGGGCCUACCCGCUCCGUGCUACGUUUGUCAGAGUGGUGUGACGCCUCUGCGUAUCCUUCCACCGAAGAAGGGGAGUGGCCCUCGAAGCCGUAGACCCCACAGUUGUUACGCCGAGGACUGCUACAAUCGCAAAGAACCUCACAUCCCCGGGACACACUGUGUUCACCCUCGCAGCAGGCAACGGAGAGGCCUACCCAAGGUCCUGCAUCCCAGCAUGGAGCACCAAAGCACAGGUUCAACUGUCGUCACCUGUCUGAGCCAGGGCAGUCUCAUGGAGUGUCACGUGGAUGAUAUCAUCGAGGAGGACAUCCUGGAGGAGGAGGAGGAGGAGGAGGAGGAGUUGGAGGAGGAUACGACUGAGGAAGAUGAAGACUCGACGGAAAAGUCAGUCGACGGCAACAGCGCCAACGGAGACUGACCAGACCGUGAAGCCAUGCCAGACGUACGGCUGUCCGUCCAGCGCCUGUCUCACACCAGCUCCCAACCACUCAUCGUCCCGCUACUCAUGGCCCUGAGUAACGUUCAUUCCAAUGACCCGGCACAUCACCCACACCUCCCGUUAUGGUUAUGGUGAGUCUUGUGCUUGGGGGCGUGACCUGCACCUUGGAAUUUAAACCUCUACUUACUCUUGUCAAACGGCACCCGUUUUAGACGGGAGAACACAGAACAUCCGUGUUUCCGACCUACAGCGGAGAAAGGCAGGUUCGGGUUUUACUUGUAGGUCAGGAGGAGGUGUCUCAGGCUGAUCAGCAACGGGAGGCAUCACUGCCCUGAGCUCUUCCUUCCACCCCCCAGAUUCAUUUGAUUUGUCCCUGUGUGUUGGGGUGUGUGUGUGUGUGUGUGCGCACGCGCGCAUGUGUAUGUGUGUGUGUGUAUAUCUGUGUGUGGGUGUGGGUGUAUGUGAGUGUGGAUUUGUGGGGGUGGGUGUUUAUGUGUGGGUGGAUGUUUGUGGGUGUGUGCGUUUGUGGGUGUGUGUGUCUGUGUGUGUAUGUGUGUGGGGCGGUUGUGUGUGUGUAUCUGUGGGUGGGUGUGUCUGUAUGUAUGUGUGUGUGGGUGUGUGUAUAUCUGUGGAUGUGUGUGUCUGUGGGGGUGUGUGUGUAUCUGUAGGUGUGUGUGUGUGUCUGUGUGUACCUGUGUGUAUGUAUGUGUGUGGGAGUUUGUGUGUGUAUCUGUGGGUGGGUGUGUAUCUGUGUGUAUGUAUAUGUGUGUGGGUGUGUGUAUAUCUGUGGAUGUAUGUGUCGGAGUAUGUGUGCGUGUAUCUGUGGGUGUGUCUGCGUGUCUGUGUGUGUGGGUGUGUCUGUGUGUUUGUGUGUCUGUGUGUGUGUGUGGGUGUGUCUGUGUGUUUGUAUGUCUGUGUGUCUGUGUGUGCGUGUGUGGCUAACUUCAAGGCAAAAGCCAAAGUGAUCGCUCUGAAUAACUGAGCCAUCUUCGAUGACAGCUCAAGGUUGUAGCAUCCAGUAACAGCAGCAUGAAUGAGCGUGCACUGAUGUAUUUGAAACCUCCCUCUGGCUCUGUCUCUGGGUGUGCACUUGCUCCUUAGAGACCUGAGUCGCCAAAACAUUUACUUUAAUUCCCACUCAGAGACAAGUGAAGGAGCAGCUAUUGAAUAUUGCGUUUAUAAAGCACAAAAUGAGGCUAUUUUGCCCACUACUGCCUGUGCGAACUCUCUGAAAGAAUUCGCCCAUUCACUUGUUUCCCUUUGAAAAGAAACAAAGGGUUCUGGAAACAAAAACAGAAAUAGCUGGAGAAGCUCAGCAGACGCCUGGCAGCAUCCGUGGAGAGAGAAAAACCGAGUUAAUGUUUCGAGUCCCCAAUGUGUGUUUCCCACUGCCGUUUCUGCCGAGGGCUCUCCCAAACCUGCUUCAGAAACCAAUUUCUUCCUUGUGUUCUCAUUGUGCCCUGGAUAUUCCUCUGUCCACCCCCUAUCCCAUGCCAUGUCCUCCUCAAUCAUUACCCCUACCCCUAUAUUGGCACCUGAACCACACUCUAAUUUACCACACUCUCAAGAGUUUUUGCUUUCUAGCAUGCCCAUAUGUCUUACCAACAUUUAAGGCUGCUAUACCAUUAUUGUUCAAUUGAUUUCUUCUAGUCCAUCACUUUGACCACCAGACGUAACUUUUUCCCAGUUCAUUUUAUUUCAAGUUUUGAAUCUCUCUGCCUGGGUGAACAAUGCUGCAUCCUCAGAUUGCCCGUGUGCCAAUCUGACUUGCCCUUGUUGGGGUAGUUGUACUAGUGGGGUGGGCACACUAGAUCUAGGGAGGGUAAAAACUGUAACUGUAACAAGUGCUUCUAAUACCGGGCCUGAAAUGGUUAAACUAUCAUGAUCACUGAACUGGAAACUGCUGGCCUCCUAAUCUGAUCAGAGGCUAGCUGAUAGACAGCCUGUUAAUUGUACCUCUGGAAUUUGUAACUGGUAGACAUUGUUAAUUGGAUUAUUUGAGGUGUCAAUUGAACCAUCGAAACUACUCACUUAAAUGGUAAUGAACUAUUGUUUCUGGUAAACCACUAAUUAAAUAAGCGGGACCAGUGGCCCCACAAUGUCUACGGGACUGCCCGCUCCGAGGCAAACGGACAGACAGCUCAAACCAUCCAACCAGAGAGCGGAACGCUUUGCCCGGGAACGAGUAGCCAACAGGAAGGCCAGACGUGGACACCUGACCGGGAACACUGGCCAGCGAGGGGUAUAACUGGGGCGAAUUUGAGCAGAAGGGUUAGAACGCCUUCUCCAACGAAUUGCAUGCUGUAGAAUUCGUUGUACAGUUUGCCAGUUUUGAUUCUGUAAAAUAAACGGUGCUCUGCUCCAAACUAAAGAA